Messenger RNA from Caenorhabditis elegans, 2092 nucleotides. RefSeq names its product MAM domain-containing protein (gene mlt-9). Bases 57 to 1778 code for a protein of 573 amino acids. The transcript has 10 exons. Lineage: Eukaryota; Metazoa; Nematoda; Chromadorea; Rhabditida; Rhabditidae. The record is from RefSeq and is marked reviewed.
UUCUCUAUUCAGCUGUUUCAUUUCAUAGGCUUAUAUCCGACCACACUACCAUCAGAAUGCGGUCAGCUACCAUCUUGCUUCUUCUUGUGCACGGAACUCUAGCAUGCUUUCCCACUUCGCAACGAUCCUACCAGUAUGGAGCGCCAACACAGCAAUUUGCAGCGUGCACACCACAAUGCUGCGGUUGUUCUCAGGCUCAACCUGGUCCUCAGCCAGCUGCUGCAGCGGCGGCUCGUGUAGCUGCCGCCGGAAAAACGCCAACAGAACCAAUUAGUGUGCAGGGAUCAUCAAUUGAAGGACUUCUCGGACAGAAGGUUUCGCUCACCGAAUUCACGGCUGACGGAUACAAUGCCGAAGGUGGUGGCCCGGUUCGAUCAGGAAACGCUCUGACAUGCAACUUUGACGGACGACCGUGCUGUUGGGCUAAUGUCCCACCGCCAGAUGAUCAACUCGACUGGCAAAUUGCCAGCGGUGUGCCAGUUCAGCUUCAGAAUCGUGGAGUACCACAACCAGAAGGCAGUUAUCUUAUCGCAUAUGCUAAAUCUGCUGCUCCAUCUGAUGAAGCUCAGUUCGCUUCCUGCUCAAUCGGCUGUGCAUCGAGCGAUAUUGUGGUCCGUGCCAAGCACUGGCAAUCCGAAAGCGUCUUGUUGCAAGUGUGUCUCCGUGAAUCAUUCCCGUCAAAUGCUGAACGCAAUCCACUAAUCAACUGCCAAGAAUUCCCUUACGUCGAUGGAAUGGGCACUACGGAGGUCAUUCUUCCAAAGACAUCUCUUGUUGAUAUCGUUUUUGUCGCAUCCAACUUUAUUGGUGAUCAGGGAGACGUUGCAAUCCUUGACGAUAUUGAGGUCUCGUACGACAGAAAUGGAAGCGAGUGCCAGAACGAGUUCGAAGAAGGAGCAGAGGAAGAAGAUAACCAGGAUAAUGAAAAUGCUAUCCGCGCUGAAGAAAUCGAAGCAGCCGCCAAGAACAAGAGAAGAGAACUGUUCGAAAAGACUCAACCAGAAGGAAAAAUUGUGUCAGCAACUGAAAGAUUUGGAGCCAAUGGAUUCCGAGGAGGAGAGAAGGCGUUCAGAGGAGGAGCUGAGACUGGAGCUGGAGCUGGAGCAGGGUCCAAGUUUGGAGGGUCUUUCGAAGGAGCCGAGAAUGGAAAUGCUGCUGUUGGUACUUCUCAUACCGAAGAGACAGUCUUCGCUAGUGUGAAAACCGCAAAACUACCAUCUGGACAUGUCGUGGCCAAGGGAGCCAAGACUGCUGAGUUCUCUGAAGUUGUGUGUAAUGCUACCAAAUGCGACUUUGAGAAUGAAAACACAUGCGGCUACAAAGAUGCUCACACCACUCAAUCGAUUCGUGGUCUUACCACGAAGUUCAACGUGGUGACGGGGCAAUUCAUGAACAGAGUCACCGGAAUCAAGGAGAGUACCGAAGGAGAGUACUAUGCCGCCACAUUCCUCUUCCCAAGAGAGAUGGCCGGACUUGAAGCAUCGGUGGCUCCGUUCACUGAGCAAUCGAGAAUCCGAUUCCAUUAUUACGAGGGAACUCACGGAGUUCAGCUCAAGGGAUGUUGCACCAAUAUUGAGAACUGUCCGUUCAGCUCUGACAAGUUUGUGACGGUGGCCGACCGUGCUUGGAAGACGGCUUCUUUCAAGUGUCCAAAGGGAACUGAUAAGGUUAUUUUCAUCUGUGAAAACACAAGAACCAACCAAGGAGCCUGUGCCGUCGACGGAAUCGGACUCGUGGAAAACGAGGGACCACUGAAGACCGCUAAACCACUUUGCUAAGCUCCUUUUAAUUUUUUUCAAUUAAUUAUUAAUUUCAUUAUUAUCACUUGAUAUCAGAAUUUUCUUUCCAAUCCACCGGGAACCAACCAUGCCAUAUCAAUUUCUCAUCCACUCUCUUCUUCAAUUGCAAUUCCCCACCCCCCUGUCUCGAGUCUCAUACUUAAUAUUUAUAGAAAGAUCAGAAACUAAUAUAUUUCGAAAUAACGACUAUGCAAAAUUACUAAUAAUAUGGCCUCAAUGCAUAUUUUGCUAGAACACUUUUGUUGCUCACUUCCUUUGUUUUAUGAAUAAUGAAUGAACGUUGUUUACUACUA